AACAUUGUCUUUCUCUCUCUUCACUCGCACGCUCUCUUUCCUUUCCCUUCCCUUCCCUUCCCUGUCUUCGACGGUUCUAACUGACCACUUCCGCGACUCCCUUCUUUAUUGCCCCCGCCGUUGUCACGCUCUCAGCUAACUAAUUUAUUUCUUUUUUUUCUUAAAAAUUACUGAACUUUUUUUUUUCCCUUUUGUUUACGAGAUCUCUAUUCUUUUUCUCUCCUCAUUGCUGCCUUUUCUUUUUCUUCUGGAUUUUCGAACUAGAUUUCUUCGGAUUUCCUGUUUCUUUUUUCUCUUUUGUUGGUUAAAUGAAUGGAAAUGGAGACAUUUGGGCAACGGAGGCCUAAGAUUUCCAGCUUCUCUUCUGAUCAGAGCUUAGUCGAUUUGCUACCUUCAACUGCCCCUGCUUCAUCCAGAGGAAACAGGCAGCUUCAGAAACAGAGAAAAAUUCCAAAAUUGGCAUCUGAUUCUAGUUCUUGCAGUAGUGAUACUACAGAGGAAGAUCAGUUAACGUUUGAGUUGACUUGUAGAUCUUCAAAACAAUCAACUGGGACACCAAUGAAGAAGUUGUUAGCGAAAGAGAUGACAAAAGAAAACGAAUCUAGAAGACGACCACCAAGUGUUAUUGCUAGAUUGAUGGGUCUUGAUGGACUGCCACCUCAGCAGCGUGGCCACAAGCAGCAAAAAAGAAAUGAGAAUAGUCAUGAGAAAGUUCAGAAGGGUAGUACAUCUUAUAGUUGGCAAUCUUCUAGGAAAAGCUCCAAGGACGAGCAGGAAUUUAAAGAUGUUUUUGAAGUUUUAGAUGCAUUAAAAAUGGAGGGUGCUAGUUUCUCUUCACAAGGAACUGUAAAGUCAAAGCUUUCUGAUACUGAGGUGGCCUUUAUCCGGCACAAGUUUAUGGAGGCUAAACGUCUUUCAACUGAUGAAAAGCUUCAAGAUUCUGAGGAAUUCAAUGAUACCCUUGAAGUUUUAAACUCCAACACUGAUCUUCUGCUGAAUUACUUUCAACAACCAAAUUCAUUAUUCACUAAGCAUUUGCAUGAUUUGCGAGUGCCACCCCAAUCCCAUUGUGGUCGAGUAUCUGCUAUGAAGUCAUCGCAUACUCUGAAUAAUGAAAAUUGUUGCUUUGCACAAAGAACUGGGAGAGAAACUCAAAUGAAGCUCCACUGUAAAUCUCCCAUGGGGCAUCAAGAAGAUUGUUUGAAUCACUCUUAUGGGAGAUAUACUGCUCACAACCCCCCCAAGUCACCGGUGGUUCAAUUAGAAGAGAAAAAUGGGCCAACUAUUGUACCCACAAGAAUUGUUGUCUUGAAACCAAAUCUUGGGAAGUCACAGAACUCUUCUAGAACUGCUUCAUCACCUUGUUCCUCUCAUCAUUUUCCAUCCAAGUGCACAAGACACUCAGAAAUUCUAGGUAUCCAAAAUAAGGAGGCAGAAAUUUGGGGCAAGAAUAAGGUUCUUCAAGAUACUGGGUUUUCAAGGUAUAAUUCUAGAGACUCUAGGGAAAUGGCCAAGGAGAUUACUAGGCAAAUGAAAAAUAGCUUUAACAAUAGCCCAAUUACAAUUUCAACCUCCAGGUUUAGAGGAUAUGCAGGGGACGAGAGCUCAUGUGAUGUAUCUGGAUCUGAAUCUGAAUCUGCAAAUGAUUCAGAUGUAACAACGGUAUCCUACAGAGAUAACAUUAGCUGGAAUAAGCGACGACAUAGGAGGUCAUCAUCCCGUUCUAGUGAAUCAUCAGUCAGUAGGGAGGCCAAGAAGAGAUUGUCUGAGAGGUGGAAAUUAACGCACAAGUCUCAAGAGGUGCACAUGGUUAGCAGGGGCAGUACACUGGGUGAGAUGCUUGCCACCUCAGAUAGGGAAGUUAUUCCUGGAAAUUCUAGUGGCCCAGUUGGUGUGGAAAGAUGCAAUGAGAUUGGUAAUCAUUUUAGGCCUGCAGUUUUGAAUGAACCAUUAGGUAUUAGCAGUAGGGACGGUUGGAAGGAUGGUUGUCUUGGUAAUCUUUCAAGAUCACGAUCUCUUCCUGCUUCAUCUACCAACUUUGGAAGUCCUGGAGUAAGCAUCCGUCCUGAAAGUCUUCGCAGAGAUAAGAAUGUGAAUCCAAAAGAGGGUUUCAUGUGGGACAGAAACAAGGCAGUAAAAGGCAAUUUCAAUCAGAGGGGAGCUCCAUUACCUAGCAACCAAAGAUCCAGUGUUAAGAAAUCUCAACUUCUGGGUCGUAGUUGCAGUAGUAGUAAGGAAUACAGUGACACUUUAGCAGGUUCUAAUGUCACCCCAUAUCAAGUAAAGCAAAAUAUAGAAGGGGAUAAGCAAUCUGAAAACAAUGUUUCGGUCUCAGGGGCUUCUAGCUCUGCCAUGGAUUCAAGUUCAGUUCUUGAAAAUGCAGCCGAUGUCAAUGAUCAGAAUAAGCCCGUGCUUUCUGAACCUUCUCAGAUGGAAUUAUCACCUCCUGCUUCUUUGAAUCCUGCUAUAGUUUCUACUAGUGACCUAGAUAAUUUGGACUCGCAGGAACCAUCCGAGGGACCAUCUAAGCAAACCACACCGCGUUGCCCUGUAUCUGAACUAGAAUCUCAAGCAAACUGUAAGGAGGCAGAUCAACCUAGCCCAGUCUCAGUUAUAGAAGCUCCUUUUACGGAUGAUUUAUCAUCUGGUUCUGAAUGCUUUGAGAGUAUUAGUGCUGAUCUCCAUGAGCUUCGGAUGCAACUUCGACAAUUAAAGCUAGAAUCUGAAGCAUAUGAAGAUGGAACUUUGCUUCUUUCGAGUGAUGAUGAUAGCAAUGAAGUGUCUGUCGGGUUUGCUGAGGAAAAUGGGAGACCAAAGGCUGAAGAGAAUUGGGAAUCUGUAUACAUUGUUGAUGUCUUGGUUGGUUCCGGAAUUGAUGGAGCUGAACUGGAUACCUUCUUAGCUGCAUGGCAUUCUCCAGAAUGUCCAGUGAAUCCGCUAGUAUUCCAACAACUCGAGAAAAAAUAUUGUAGCCUAAAUUAUAGGUCAAGGGCUGAAAGGAGGUUGAUGUUCGAUAGGAUUAAUUCAAAGAUACUGGAGAUGUAUCAAGAAUACAAUGACCAACCCCCUUGGAUGAUAUCUGGAAAAAAAAUCAUUCCAACAUGGAACAUCAGAGAGCUUGAAGAUAGCCUGCACAAGUCACUAGUAAGCCAAAACAAGAUAAGGCAGAUGGAUGUAGGAGAGAUGGUGCUUGCAGGGGAAUGUCUAUGGUUAGACUUGAGAUGGGAUAUUGAUACAAUAGGACGGGGAAUCGAGAGGUUGUUGGUAGAUGAACUAGUAGCUGAGGUAUUGGCAGGUUAGUAAAGAUGCCUUUGGUUUAGGAAAUUUAUAUACAAAAUGCUGGAAUAGGUCUGAUAUAUGAUCAUUCAUGACUGUAUCAAUAAGUUCUACAUUUUUACACCAGCAAGAAUUAUGGAAAACCCAGAGUAUCAAUAUAGAAUUUGGUUGAAAUGUAAAAAGUUAGGUCUGGAUUUGGUAGAAUUUGUUAAAUGACAAACUUUUUCCCCAUGAAUUUCAAAGCCCAUAUUCAAUUA
Gossypium raimondii (Peruvian cotton) is the source of this 3533-nucleotide messenger RNA. RefSeq lists its product as uncharacterized. The record is from RefSeq and is a predicted model, not a curated record. The transcript has 5 exons. Bases 313 to 3300 code for a protein of 995 amino acids. NCBI's taxonomy places the organism in Eukaryota, Viridiplantae, Streptophyta, Magnoliopsida, Malvales, Malvaceae.